AUUAAGUUUAUUUUGUAUAGCCCAAUAUCACAAAUUACACAUUUGCCUCAGAGGGCUUUACGAUCUGUACACAUACGACAUCCCUGACCUUUGACCUCACAUCGGAUCAGGAAAAACUCCCCAAAAAUAACCUUUGACAGGGAAAAAAGGGAAGAAACCUUCAGGAGAGCAAUAGAGGAGGAUCCCUCUCCCCGGAUGGACAGAAGAAUAGAUGUCAUGUGUACAGAAUGAACAGCAUUACAAAGUUACAUAAACACAUUACAUGAAUAUGACAAUGUAUGAAUGGAACUCCAAUCCAUGAAACAGAAGGAGGUAGAGAGGAGGGGGGGCGGGGCAUCAGCAGGGCCAACGCGGGAGGCCAGUUCACCAGCAUCAGACACCUCCAGGUCCAAUGGACCCUAUGAGACGUGAAGUCACAAAGACUCCGGGGAGGAAGCAGAGUUAAUAAGGUGCAAUGGAGAGAUGUAAAUUCAUCCAUAAGGAGAGAGAGAAGAGGAGAGAGGUGCUCAGUGUAUCCUAAAACAUCCCCCAGCAGCCUAUAAGCCUAUAGCAGCAUAUCAAGGGGCUGGACCAGGGCAAACCUGAUUCAGCCCUAACUAUAAGCACUAUUAAAGAGGAAAGUCUUAAGUCUAUUCUUGAAUGAGGUGACUGUGUCUGCCUCCAGGACUGAAAGUGGAAGCUGGUUCCAUAAAAGAGGAGCUUGAGAACUGAAGGCUCUGGCUCCCAUCCUACUUUUUAGGACUCUAGGAACCACAAGUUCAAUUUAUUGAACAAAUACUUGAAAUAAUUCAAUUGAAGGACAGAGCUAUUUCACCACAAAUGGUUUGGCGGUCUGACACUGAAAACGGGUUUAACAGAGUCUUAUAAACAUUCUUUCAUACACAAAUGUCCCUUUUUCUUGCUCGGUUCAUAAUUUAUGCAGUCUUUAUUACAUCAGAUCCAUGAACUUCAAAGUUUAAAAACAGCAUGUUAAUUUGUUCACAAUAUCCUAUAUUGUUUAUUAUCACGUAUGCCAAAUGAGUUUUUUACGUGUUACUCCACUACAGUGAGAAAUCCAGAAUGUUCCUUGUUUUUCUCAAAACUGCAACGCACCUUGCACAUUUAAUUACAUUAUGUCAAACAACCCUUUCAAUCUACUCAUUCCCAUUGCAAUAACCUCCAAAUGCUGUUGCAACAACGAAAUAUUAGUGUCAUCAGCACAUAAAAUAAAUUUCAGUUUCUUUGAUAAUCUGCAUUUAUCAUUUAUGUACAAAAAGAACAAUUUUGGGCUAAUACACUGUUCCUGUUAUUUUUGGUAGUCGUAACUUUUUAAUCAUGCCUACUACUCUCAUCAUAUGAAUCAUUUAUGUCAUAUGCAUUGCCUCUUUUGUGAUUCAGGCUAUACAAAAUAAAUUGAUUGGGCUAAAUUGGUUGAAAAUUGCUUUUCAACCAAUUCAGCCCAAUCACUCUGAUACCAUACCUUUUCAAUUCAUCAAGUGGUAUACUGUGAUCAAUGGUAUUACAAGUUUUGUUUUUAUAUCUAUAAAUACUCCAACUGCAUACUUUUUUGUCUAUACGAUUAGCAAAUUCUUCUCAUAAUUUAAUUAAAAUGGCAUUAUUUCUACUGGUCUUCAGGGGGCGACUCCUCUGGUGGCAAAAAGAAGUCAGAAGUCAUCAGACAGUCUGAUGUCCAGAGAAGACAUACUUACAGUACAUUAGUAAAAGUACACGUACUUUUAAUACAAUAGGAAAAGACAUUCUUCUGUCAAUACUUUGUGAUUUCCCUCCCCAAGUUCAAUUGGUCCAGAAUAGUAAGAUAUAUUUAUAAAUCAUCUACUCCAGUGCUGGACAGUUUUGAAAUGAUUGUACUUCCAUCCAUCCAUCCAUUUUCAAUACCGCUUAUCCUCAUUAGGGUCGCGGGGCGCUGGAGCCUAUCCCAGCUGACAUAGGGCGAAGGCAGGGGACACCCUGGACAGGCCGCCAGUCCAUCGAGGGCACAUGUACACAUAAUAUUCCAGUAAUAUGAACAUAUAUUAUUGUGAAAUGGGCUAUUCUAAAUUAUGAGUACUUUUACUUUAGAUAAUGUGAGUAUAUGCUCAAACUUUUGUUUGAGUAAGAUUGUGAAUGCAGGACUUUGACUUUUAAAGUAAAAACUCUUUAGUGUACACAAUGAUGUCUCUAGAGUUCAACGGUAGAAGACUAAUCUAAUGCGAGGAUGUUGUAACAUAUCAACAAUUGUUAUCAAGUAUUAUACCCACAUUGUUCAGUCUCAAGUCUAUUAUUUUGUAGCUUGUUUAAAUGUGAGGUAGAGCCGGAUGUGACGUCACUCUUCUGUGUACACCAGCUGAUCAGAGCGAAAACGCAGAUCCGUCAUUCCUGUCGUGUUGUCGUGUUGUGAUCUCCGGGACCACCGGAGCACUUCGCACGAGCCGCUGACGUCCAGCGGGAAACUGCAGCGCGUGCAGCGGACAGCGGAGCUCGCGAGGCCUGUUCGUUCCGGUGGACAGCGAGGCCUACCUGCGAUGCUAAGCUAGGUAGCUAGCUGUCACCGUUAGCACGGUUCGUGAAUGUGACGGAAGCGAACGGCCCGGGACAACCUUCCCAGCUCCAGUCGAACAAACGACGCAGGUCUGACAGAUAUGUUAACGUAGAGAAUCACGGUGUCCGUCGUGAAUGGGUAACGGUAACGGUAACGGUAACGGUAACGGUAACGCAGCAAGGUGAGCGCAGCCUGAGAAGCGCGCCCACUUGUCACUCCCACUCCAUGACAGAGACAUUGCUCUGCGGCAGCAGCGCUCUGGUCCGGCUGUAAGAUGUGGCUGAAGCUGUUCUUCCUGCUCCUGUACUUCAUAGUGCUAUUCAUGCUAGCGAGGAUCUUUGAGGCCGUAGUUUGGUAUGAGACCGGGAUGUUCGCCACGCAGCUGGUUGAUCCCGUCACUCUCAGUUAUAAGAAGCUGAAGACCAUCCUGGAGUGUCGAGGGCUGGGCUACUCCGGACUGGCCGAGAAGAAGGACGUCAGCGAGCUAGUCGAGAAAUCAGGAGAGUUGACACAUGGCGAGCUGUACUCGGCCAUCAAGAAGGAGAAGGAGCAGACGGAGGCAGGAGAUGCCGGCACAACACACUUCAGUGGAGAGAUGCACUUCUAUGAAUUAGUGGAGGACACUAAAGAUGGGAUAUGGCUGGUUCAGGUCAUUGCCCAGGACCGGGACGCUCUGCUCAGUCAGUCCAACUGGGGGAAGAUGGUGCAGAAAGUGUCUCAGUUUGGGAUCAGAACUGGAACCUUCAACUGCUCUAAUGACUACAGGUCAUGUAUCAAGCGUGGAUGGCAGCGCUCCACUCUGAUCAUGUCCGUUCCCCAGACCUCGGCAUCAAAGGGUAAAGUAAUGCUGAAAGAAUACAACGGCCGUCGCAUUGAAACGGAGCACAUCUUCCGCUGGAUGACCUCCCACGUGGCUCAUCGAAUCAAAACCCUGCGUCAGUCUGAGCAGCUGGUGGAGGAGUGGCGCUCUGACCCGGCCCACCCGGUGAAGAUGUUUCUGUUCGCCCGUCUGUCCCAGCCGCCCGCCUUCUUCUCUGCGCUGUCGGUCAAGUUCACCGGCAGGAUUGAGUUCAUCUUCGUGGAUGUACGUCGCUGGGACAACCACAGCAUCCUAUCAGAGAUUGGUGUGACACAGAGCCCCGCCUACAUUCUCAAGAUGCCUGAGGGCAUCUAUCGCUAUGGCAACAGUACGGGGGAGUUCUUGUCCCUGGCUGCCAUGGAUACUUUCCUACGAUCCAUCCAGCCCGAGGUCAAUGAUCUGUUUGUCCUCAGUCUGGUCCUGAUCAACUUGCUAGCCUGGAUGGACCUCUUCAUCACACAGGGAGCAACAGUGAAACGAUUUGUAGUUCUGAUCCGCACACUUGGAACCUACAACUCCAUCCUGCUGGGGUCCUGGCUUCCGGUUCUGGCUCUCCUCCAGCUGCCCUAUCUGGAAACUCUGUAUGGUUGUAGUCUGAAGCUGCUUCGGUAUACUGACACCACCACAUUGGCCAGCCUGGUGAGAGCUGACUGGACCUUCUACUCGUCCCACCCAGCUCUCUUCCUGUCCACCUACCUGGCCCACGGCCUGCUGGUCGACUACUUUGAGAAGAAACGCCGCUGUGGCAUCAGGAGCCAAGAGGACAGCACCACCAACCUGGAGUGGCUGGCCAGUCUGUGGGACUGGUACACUUCCUAUCUGCUCCACCCAAUCGCAUCGCUGCAGCAGGUCCCGUCUGACCACUCCGACUGGGACGAUGACCACAACUUCUUAUUGGAGCGUUUGGCUUUCCCCGACCUCUGGCUUCGCCCUUUAGUAAACGUGGACUAUAUUAACGCCCUGCCAACCUGGAGGUUCAGAGCUGUUGGGGAGGACACUGGGGAGGGGGAUGAGGAGACAGAUGGUUUACAUUCAGACACAGAGAGCAGGGAGCAGAUGGAUUCCCCUCCACAUAGCAGCAGUCAGGAGUGCAACAACAUGGACGCCAGCAGUAGCUGUCAGUCAUUCUGCUGUCGGCAUGGGAACAGAGGCUCACCAUCCGCCAACGGGUCACUGAAGGACGGCUGCCCCUGUGAUUGGUCGGUGUGGCCCUGUGGCGUGCUGCACUGCUCCGAGUGUGUGGUGUGUCUGGAGAAUUUUGUGGGCGAGGAGCUGCUGAUGGGUCUGCCCUGUGGCCACGCCUUCCACCAGCACUGCAUCGUGGUGUGGCUGGCAGCAGGCAGACACUGCUGCCCCGUGUGCCGCUGGCCCAGCUACAAGAAGAAACAGCAGAGAGCUGCACAGAGCUCUGCUGAGGUCCCACUGCAGGGCUGAAGGACAACACUCCUGUGUCAUCACAGCUUGAUUGGGGGAGGAGUUCAGAGGAAACAUAACCAGGACUGCGUUGGUCAUCAAUCGGCUUGCUUUCAUUACCGUUGAAGGUAAUAUGCUGUCCAUUAUUUCAGACGGAUGAAUCUAUGGUUUCUGCGUAGGAAGGAUGUGGAUUCACAGUAACUGUUGGGGAAGUCGCAGCAAACUUCAUAGUGCAAUAAAAACAUCUUUCUGGUUUUGCCUUCUUUCACCCAGAAACAUCAGUGAGAUUUCUUCCACAUGGUGUUGGGUUUUCAGGCUGGACAAGAAGUCUAUUUUAUUUAAUGCUUAUCAACUGUCUACACUAACUGCUCCUUCCUGUAUCAUGACUGGCUGCAAAUGCAAACACCCCCAUGCUGUAUGUGUGUGUGUGUGUGUGUGUGUUGUAUUUAGAACUUCUCUAUCAAACCCUCCCAUUGGUCAACACAAGAAAGAAGUACUACGAUGAAUCGGUCAGCACAACGGUACCAUGAAUGUUGGGUGUGUGAUAUCACACUCAGGUCCUUCUGCUUCUGAAGGUGUUGACAUGGCCCCACUGUCAACGCCUCACAAUCUAAAUCUUGACACAUAUUUAUUGUGAUGAUCCACAGAAUAUGCUUAAAACAAGUGUCCUGCCCCGCCCCAUGAAUAGUCUCUACCUGUAUCUAUCUGCCCCAUCCCAUCCCAUAGUUUGUGCCUCUAGUGCAUUUAACACUUAGUGUUGGAGCUGUCAUUUAGAACCCAAACACAUCCAGUUGUUUUUAGGUGAGCAUACAAAGUACAGCAUGCUGGUCAUAGUGAGGAUGGAGGUGUGUGUGUGUGUGUGUGUGUGUGUGUGUGUGUGUGUGUGUGUGUGUGUGUGUGUGUGUGUGUGUGUGUGUGUGUGUGUGUGUGUGUGAAGCAUUGUGAAAACACACGUUAGAGGCUGCUCACAUGCACACUGACCUGCUGGCAUUAUUACAUUAUCACCACAAUUGUCUUUGGUUGAAGAUGUUCUAUGAAAGUUUCACAUAUAUGAAGGAAUCCUAAAGGUUGAAGAAGUGUAAGCAACAUUCUGCAUGGACUCACCAGAAUACGAGACCUAGUCAACGUGGUAUUUGAGGAGCUAAAGAAAUGUCAUGGAAGCUAUAAUAUAAUGUUCUAAUAUAAGAGAUGACUGCCUCUGGAUGUGACUUUUGAUCAUGGCCACAAGCCAUGUGUCAGGCUAGCUACAUGACUAAACCAACCCAAUUAAAGCUGCACUAAUCAACACUUUAUAUUUCCAGGAGGUCACAUGACUCUAAUGUAAAAAGUGUAGUAGUGACAAACACAGAAUUAUAAGCCGUUAGCUUGUCCUUUCAACUGAAAUGACCUUAAAGCUCUAAUCAGUCAUUUCCAGUAGCAGCACACGAGCUGCUCAUCAGCUGACAGCAGCCAGACAGAGACGAGCUGGUGAAGAGCUAGAGACCGAUGGAGCUGGUAGAGACCAAACCAGAGCUAAAAGGACAGAACAUUGGAUCCAAAGCACUGCACGGGGUGUGGAUUCACCAUAAUCAACUUUAUAGGUUGAUGAUGUGUCAGAUGUUGUGUUGAGUUUGCCCAAGAAAUAAAUGAAUGCACCUAUAACAACACAGUGGUAUUAUUUAAUCAUCAUGUAUGACUGACCGUAAACAACGAUUUGACAUUUCUCAACACUACAGUGCAGUUGUAUCAUCUUUAUCAGGACAUGGACACGUCACGCUGCCUUGACCUCGGCUGAGAUGGAGACUGAUCAGUGGCGAGCACGUCGUCCUGCCAUCACUAGCCCAUCAUGUGACCUCGGGCUACACACUUAACCCCAAAUGGCUCCCGCCUACUGUGUGAAUGUUAGCUGCUCCUGGUGGGCAGGGUGUUAGUGUGUUAGUGGGUGAAUGGGUGAAUUGUUUAAUGCGCUUUGAGUGGUCUGAAGAUUAGAAAAGUGAUGGAUAAAUUAUGUGAAAAUCCAGAUGAUAUUUCUUUUAAAGUCUGAUUUUCUAUUUUGGUUUCUCUUCAGAAUGAUCUGAUGGUGUGUGGGACUCUUGAAUUAUAGAACCCUUUGAUGUGCUCUCAUUGGGCCUCAGCAUAACCCCAUGUUCACGGUGUAGCAGAUGUGAUAUGAUACAUUGUCAUUUUGUUUGGGAAUCUGCGGCUAUAAACCACAAUAUCCACUGACUUCAUGAGAGGUUAUCAAUACAAAUCUAGUUUUGAGAGCUUUGUUCUCUCAGCUGUUUUAUUAUAUGCCAUAUAGAAUCCCUGUACUGUUGAAAUAAAGCUGAUUUGAAAGCGGUGCUUAU
Cyclopterus lumpus (lumpfish) is the source of this 7117-nucleotide messenger RNA. RefSeq names its product ring finger protein 103 (gene rnf103). The coding region runs from base 2793 to 4811 and encodes 672 amino acids. Gene Ontology annotation, molecular function: ubiquitin-protein transferase activity. The record is from RefSeq and is a predicted model, not a curated record. Gene Ontology annotation, cellular component: endoplasmic reticulum. The transcript is spliced from 7 exons. Lineage: Eukaryota; Metazoa; Chordata; Actinopteri; Perciformes; Cyclopteridae. Gene Ontology annotation, biological process: protein ubiquitination.